Molecule: messenger RNA, 171 nt
Organism: Laccaria bicolor S238N-H82
Lineage: Eukaryota; Fungi; Basidiomycota; Agaricomycetes; Agaricales; Hydnangiaceae
Exons: 2
Coding region: 1-171 (56 amino acids)
Source: RefSeq, a predicted model, not a curated record
AUGACAUUUGUGGGUCCUGCAGGUUUAGAACCCUGUGGGGCCCAUGGUGUGUCUCCCCCCGUCAAUAUCAUCAAUACUAACCAUUCCAGCACCACCACAUCCAUGUACGGCACCCACACACCCUAUCACUCCCAUUCCCCACCCUGCCCACUAAACACGCCUGGCACAUAA